AUGCAAGCUGCAAUGCAUGCGCUUAAACAGCCCAUAGAAAAUAUAACAGACGAAAAAAUAGAAGAGAUAGAAGAGUACAUAGAGAACGAGGAAAGAGUGUACCAGGUGGCAUCAGAGAUAGAGCUCACUCUCUUUUCGUACAUAAAAGAAAAAAGCUGCUCUUUCGGAAAUAUAAGCAAAGAUAUAUAG
Messenger RNA from Nematocida minor, 189 nucleotides. RefSeq lists its product as uncharacterized. The transcript has a single exon. The record is from RefSeq and is a predicted model, not a curated record. The coding region runs from base 1 to 189 and encodes 62 amino acids. Lineage: Eukaryota; Fungi; Microsporidia.